Messenger RNA from Anastrepha ludens (Mexican fruit fly), 2787 nucleotides. It is a transcript of the gene Elp2, whose product is annotated as elongator complex protein 2. Gene Ontology annotation, cellular component: elongator holoenzyme complex. Gene Ontology annotation, molecular function: protein binding. Bases 134 to 2623 code for a protein of 829 amino acids. NCBI's taxonomy places the organism in Eukaryota, Metazoa, Arthropoda, Insecta, Diptera, Tephritidae. Gene Ontology annotation, biological process: tRNA wobble uridine modification. The transcript has 6 exons. The record is from RefSeq and is a predicted model, not a curated record.
UAAAGCAGAAUCGGUAAAUUCAUAAACGUGUGAUCGGGAGGGAUUUUUACAGGUUUUACCUAGUAGUUUAUAAAUCGAAACCGUUAUAAGUGACUUAAACCGCAAAAAGGACCCACUAUAAGUACUACCUAAAAUGACGGAUUCCAACAUCCUGAAAAAUAAAUCUGAUUACACGAUUUAUGAAUCUGCCGGUUGCAAUCCUACGCCACAUUGCGCUGAUUGGGGUGACAAUGGACUGAUUGUAUUCGGAGCACAUCAUUCCGUUGCUGUGCUGGAUCCGAAUCAUAAUGGUUCGGCCAAAAUCAUUAGCACUUAUAUCGGUCAUGAAAGUCGGGUCAACACAGUUCAUUGGCUGCGCCUGUCACCCUCUGCUCCUGAGACAUACUUCAUUUCCGGCUCUGAUGAUUGUUAUGCAUACAUAUGGCAAUUCGAUAGGCUAUGUGAGGGUGGUCAUUUCGAACCCCUUCAGCACAAGAGUCCAGUUACAAACAUGUCUAGCAUCUACUUGAGUAGUAAUAAGUGGCUAAUUGCUACAGCUGCUGAGCAGAUAGUUUCCUUGUGGACGUUCAAUACUUUGGGUGUAGAAUUAAUUCAAGCGAUAUGUAAUAUUAAUAGUUACGUUUUUGGACUUAAAGUGUCUCGGUUGCCAAGCAGCGAGCAACUGCUUUUGGCGUAUGGAAAUGAGAAGGGUAAUGUUGUUAUUUGGGCACAAAAUAACCCAUUAAAAUCGAAAAGCACUGAUCCAGACCCCUUCCGAAUGGUACAUAAUUUGACCGGGCACGAAGAUUGGGUACGUGCAUUGGACUUUAUUAAAGAUGGAGAUGAUUUAUUACUAGCAAGCGCAGCACAAGACAAUUUUAUACGCUUGUGGCGGAUAUCAAGACGCACAGAAGAACAAGCAGGAGAAAACCAUAAUAUUUGUAAUACAAUGGGCAAGGAUGAAACUGAAGUACGAGUGGAGGAAAAAAUUGUGCAUUUAAGUGGUGGCAAUUGGUGUGCGAUAACCUUAGAGUCGGUGCUUUACGGACACGAGGGCUGGGUGUAUGGUGUCAACUGGCAUAAAUCGAAUGAAUAUGGUAUACGCCUGCUUUCCAUUUCCAUUGAUAAAUCGAUUAUAAUUUGGGCACUUACCGAUAACGUAUGGAUGGAACGAGUGCGUGUCGGUGAAGUGGGGGGCAAUUCAUUGGGAUUUUACGGCGGUAAAUUCUCUAGUGAUGGCAAAUCUAUAUUUGGCCACAGUUAUCAAGGAGGUUUCCAUAUAUGGCAUCAAUCGACGGAUAACGAAAAUGUUUGGACACCUGGCGUUAUAGUGGGUGGACAUUUUGAUAAAGUACGUGAUUUGGCAUGGGCACCAAAUGGGGAGUACCUGCUUAGCGUGUCGGCCGAUCAAACGACCCGCAUCCAUGCACCAUGGCGGCGCUCUAACGACGAAAAAAUUGAGGAAGUUACCUGGCAUGAAUUGGCGCGCCCUCAAGUACACGGUUACGAUAUGCAGGCACUUGCAAUACUAUCACGCUACAAGUUUGCCAGUGGCGCAGAAGAAAAGAUAGUACGCACAUUCCAGGCUUCGGCGAAUUUCAAUGAAAACUUCAGGCGUAUUACACGCACUCAAAAUGAUGCCGAUGGUGAUACUUUGCAAGAAAAUCUACCAACAGGUGCAUCCGUACCUUCUCUCGGUCUUUCAAAUAAAGCUGUCUUCGGGGCAGACAUCGAAUCCGCGGUGCAAGUAAAGCAUAUUAAAGACGAAUAUCCCGAAAAUUAUUUCGUGCCAGUCACACUAGAUGCGCCACCUCAAGAGGAGACACUUAUGCAAAACACCCUUUGGCCGGAAAUGCAAAAACUUUACGGCCAUGGAUUCGAAAUUUACGCCUUAGCUGCUACACCAGACGGCAAAGUGCUUGCUUCUGCUUGCCGCGCCACGAACGAGACGCAUGCGCAAAUAAUACUUUGGGAUACUACAACGUGGAAACAAAUUCAAAAACUUGCUGCGCAUAAACUUACCGUAACUCAGAUGCGCUUCUCACCCAACGGCCGUCUGUUGCUUUCAGUUUCACGCGAUCGCACUUGGGCACUAUUCGAACGUGAUGAAGAGUUCAUAAAUACCAACAGCCAACCACAUUAUCGAUUCAAAACAGGAUCUACAGCAAAAACGUCGGCGCACACUCGUAUUAUUUGGGAUUGCGAUUGGUCACACGACGGUAAAUACUUUUUGACCGGUGGACGAGAUGGAGUUCUGGCUGUAUGGGCAAAAGCUAUCGGUGAAACGGAUGAAUGGUCUGUAAGUCUUAAGCAAACAUACAUGAACCCUGUUAUGUCUGUGGCUUUUGCGCCAGAUUUUGUGACUGUAGGCGUCUAUCAGCUUGCUGUAGGCUUUUCGAAUGGUAAUAUUUUGCUGCAACAGCUACAGGAACUAAAUAGCGCAGAAGAAGGAAAACAGUUACAAGUCAUAAAUGGAACCAAACUUAUGCUCGAAAAGGCGCAUGAUUCUGCAGUGAAUCGUUUACAAUUCCAGCCAUUGGGUAAUAGCACUGACCGUACAUCUGACGUGUUUCUGCUAGCGAGUUGUGGUGAUGAUUAUUUCGUUAGAAUAUUUAAAUGUACUAAGCAAAAAAGGCCAAAAUAACAAAAGGUGUCAAUAUUAAUGUAAAAAGAAAAAACAUGUACAUUAUAUUUGUAAUACAUAACAUGCCUUUUUUGAUUAUUGAUACUCUUUUAUUUCAGUUCAAUUUUAAUAUUUAUUGUAUAUAAAAAAUAAUAAUAAAAUAUGCAAAUCUGUUAUCGAGUGUA